Molecule: messenger RNA, 902 nt
Organism: Mustela lutreola (European mink)
Lineage: Eukaryota; Metazoa; Chordata; Mammalia; Carnivora; Mustelidae
Gene: SMIM35
Product: small integral membrane protein 35
Exons: 5
Coding region: 1-444 (147 amino acids)
Source: RefSeq, a predicted model, not a curated record
AUGCCUCCUGGCCCCCUGGCAGCACCCCAGAGCCCCAGGACCCUGGGCCACAGAGCUGGGGGUCAGUUGAUUCUUGCACCCUCCUGGUGCUCAUCCAGCAGGAGUGGUGCUGGCUUUCUUCUUCCUUCACUGGCCUGCCAGGGAGGGAGGAAGGAGACUUGGGCAGCCGACAGAGGGGGCCAUGUUUCUGCAGGUGAGGACUCCAUUAGCACCCUGGGCCUGAUCCUCGGCGUGGGACUCUCGUUGCUGCUUGUGUCCAUCCUGGGCUACAGCCUGGCCAAGUGGUACCAGCGUGGGUACUGCUGGGAGGGGCCUAAUUUUGUCUUCAACUUGUACCAGAUCAGGAACCUGAAGGAGCUGGAGGUGGGUCCACCUUUCACCAUCAGUGGCCAUGUCAGCAGUUCGGAUGGUGGCUACAUGAAGUUCUCCGACAGGCUAGUCUGAUGGGGGAGUGUCAGGCUCUGGAGCCCGGGAGAGGAGGAGACUCCUGGGGAGGCACCUGCCCCUCAUGGGCUCCCCGGGCUGCCUUCAACCUCUGGAGUCUUGUUGUGGAUGAUGAGGAGUCACUCCAGGUGCACCAUAGGCCUGCAGCAGGAGGACCCCCAGGAGGUUCUCUGGACAGAGUCUGGUAGGGUAGCACUGGCUUUCUCCUACAAACAAAAAGAUAGGCAUUUGCCCAGGAGUAGAGACUGGUUCCCAGGAGACCCUGAGCCUGGGGAGGGGUUCCAGGUGUCCCGGAGAACAAAGGCCUCCCAGCUCAGCCCAGUGUAGGCAAGGCCUGCAGCCCCACAGGGGAGCUCUCCACGGGACAUCCCCAGGCACUUCCCCUCGAAGGGCGGACUCCAGAGGUCGGAAAACCAGUCAUAUCUUUAAUAGGCAAAGUCAUGUGGGAGUGGAGGUGA